This is a messenger RNA of Glycine soja, 1469 nucleotides long. RefSeq names its product protein LIGHT-DEPENDENT SHORT HYPOCOTYLS 4-like. NCBI's taxonomy places the organism in Eukaryota, Viridiplantae, Streptophyta, Magnoliopsida, Fabales, Fabaceae. The transcript has 2 exons. The record is from RefSeq and is a predicted model, not a curated record. Gene Ontology annotation, biological process: mRNA transcription; response to light stimulus. Gene Ontology annotation, cellular component: nucleus. Bases 582 to 1151 code for a protein of 189 amino acids.
CUCUUUGCUUGGGACACUGUCAUAGGUCAAACCACUCAGCUAGCUGCAUACCCUUUUAUUCCUCCCCUUCCCACCUUAAAAAAAAACACCAAAAAACACACUGUGAUAGAAUUCCUAAAAAUGGUUUCAGAAAUACAGGGUUAGCAAAAAGCACCUAGCAUCACUACGCUUUCAAGUAUUCUAGGAGUUAUCAAAAAACAUAAGGGGUUGAAGGUAGCCUAGCUUCUAGGAAAAUAGGUUUCUCUCACUAUCUUUCUCCACUAUUCUUUUACCCUCUUUCCUGUUACGUUGUCUUCACCAUUCUCCAUCAUCAAUCCAACCUUCUCUCUCUUUCUCUGCUGAAAUCUGAUCAAACAAACAGCAAAGCCAUUUUUCUCUUCUUUUCUUUUCUCCCUUGCACACCUUCCAUGCCUUCUAUUAAUUCUCUAGAGAUCUUCUUCCUUCUCCUUAACCUCACAACUCUUGAAAAUCCUCCUUAUCGAUCCAACAAGCAGCAAACUCACUGAACAAAUCCACAAACAGAAACAAAGAUCCUACUCGUGUAGAUCUAAUAACAUCACCUUCUUCUUCUCCUACAGAUCAUGAAUUCCUUUCAAGAAUUUGACUCAUCAAACACAAACAGUACCAAAGCCACCAAUUUCCCAUCAUCAUCAUCAGCAGCACCAGCAGCAACAGCACCACCAUGUUCUUCUUCUUCUUCUUCGACCACUCUGAGCCGCUACGAGAACCAAAAGCGGCGCGACUGGAACACGUUCGGGCAGUACCUCCGCAACCACAGGCCCCCACUCUCGCUCUCACGGUGCAGCGGCGCGCACGUGCUGGAGUUCCUGCGGUACCUCGACCAGUUCGGGAAAACCAAGGUUCACACGCAGCUUUGUCCCUUCUUCGGGCACCCGAACCCUCCAGCACCGUGCCCUUGUCCUCUACGCCAAGCAUGGGGGAGCCUCGACGCACUCAUAGGGCGCCUCAGAGCUGCUUUUGAAGAGAAUGGAGGAAAACCUGAAGCUAACCCUUUUGGCGCUCGCGCUGUGAGACUCUACCUUCGUGAAGUGCGUGAUUCGCAAGCCAAGGCUAGGGGUAUUAGCUACGAGAAAAAGAAGCGCAAGCGUCCCCAACAACCUUCAUUGCCUCCCUCUAAUAAUGCAAGUUAAAGUUGUGAUUUGACAAUGGGCUGGGGGCAUGUGGACACCCUUUGCAAUUGCAUUAGAAAAAUAUUGUGUAAACCUAAACAGCAGUACUACUUUUGGUAGAUGCAGCAGUAAUUUAAGUAGUGGCAGUAAAAAACACUGUGGAGGGCUGUGCGUGCGUGUGUCGUCUGUGACAGACCAAUAUCACAACAUUGUCCAAUUUGUAUUAAUAAAAAAAAAAUGUGUAUGAACUCUCUUGAAGAUAUGUUAUGAAGAAAACAAUGGAUCUCAAGAUCUUGUCAGUUUCCAUAUAUCUUCAUUUAUUAAACUGCAGUUGUUCUA